Trachymyrmex septentrionalis is the source of this 6813-nucleotide messenger RNA. Its product is annotated as SLIT-ROBO Rho GTPase-activating protein 1-like. The record is from RefSeq and is a predicted model, not a curated record. NCBI's taxonomy places the organism in Eukaryota, Metazoa, Arthropoda, Insecta, Hymenoptera, Formicidae. The coding region runs from base 1537 to 5550 and encodes 1337 amino acids. Gene Ontology annotation, cellular component: cytoplasm. The transcript has 14 exons. Gene Ontology annotation, biological process: signal transduction; negative regulation of cell migration. Gene Ontology annotation, molecular function: protein binding.
UAUUCUGGACGUGGUGGUCGUGCGUCGUCGGUGUGUAAAUUUCCGACGCAGCGACAUUUCCAUAGGACGUUUCGCGUCCAGAAUUAUCCGAUUGAUCUCUUCUGUGGUGCGAGUGUGUGUGUGCGCUUUAUCGGUGUCUGUCUGUCACCUCGACGUGACAGCGUGGGAAAUUGACGUCGUCCUAGCGCAUCUCUCUGGGCUGCGCGCACAGGUGCUGUCCUUCGCCUGUCCUAACAAAGCGGGAGGAACUGCGCCUGGCGUCGUUUUUGCCACAAGAAAAUUAUAACAGCAAUAUUCUCGCACGGAGAAGAAUAGACAGGAAUCGUGGUGCGUUCCUCGAAUGAUUCUCUCCCGAGAAGUGAAGGCAAAACGAAAUUAGUUACAUAUACACAAAUAAUAUUGAUCUACUCGGAAUAGAAACGUAUAAAAUAACGUGUUGUGUUAAAUGAAGACAAAUAUAAAUGUCUAGCAACAUUUAUAACGUCGAAAGCACUAUAUCAAAUUGUGUAACUAGAUAUGCCAUUUUGUCACUAAUUAGUCCAAUUUUCAUAGGCGAAGGAUCGCCACAGCUAUAAAAGGAAAGAGAAUAAGAUAUUCAUUAAAGAAGAAAAUAAAAUUGAUAAUUACGAAGAUAUCUAAAUCAAUUGCAGAAAUACGAGGCAAAGGAGGGAGAUUGAAUUGUUAAAGGGAAGGUAAGGGUAAAAGACGUCAUUAUUGUUUGUGGGAUUAAUCCGUAGAGAGAAAUUAAGAAUAGGCAGGACGAGGAAGAGAUAUGAAAGAAAUAUAUCGAUUAUAGGGAAGAGUUCACGAAGGUAAUCUUUCCUGGUGAAACCACGACGAUUCGCUGAAAGUGCGCGAGGGACGAUAAGGAGUGGAAACGAGGAAGAUGAGUCUGGAUCAUCGAGGUUCGCGGGAUCGUGCAGGCAGGCUGUUUCUCGUCGUGAGAAUGACAGCGAUGAAGGUGGCCUUCGAUAGAACGGCGUCGUACGGUUCAACGACUUAGAGCUGUGUUUAUAGAGCUCUACGACUUACGCACGAGAUUCGCGCCUAAUUGGCUGCCCCUUUCCGGAACGUGGCGUAAUACGUCGCCGGAUAUCGGACAUCGAUGGCGAUAUAAAACUUAUCUUGACUGAACAACGAAGAGAGGUCACCUGUUUCUUUUCUUAGCAUGUAAAUCCGAAAACGAAUCGAAAUAAAAGAGAGUACUUUCUCGUCGCGGGAAAUUGAAUUCGUAGCGAAUACGAUCCUUUGAAUGAUAUGGCGACUUCUACAGCAGAAUCCAUGGCAGAGCGACGACUAUCCAUCGAAAUCUACAUUAUUCGAAAUUAAAAUGCGAGAUUUGCCUUUGACUGGCAUUCGCCGUGCAUUUGUGUGCCAUCGCGAUUCACGAUAAAAAAAUCUCGUAGAUGCGUGAUCUCCGAUUAAGUGCGCUCCGUCUAUCGUGACAAGAAGAGACUGUCUCAUCUUCGGAAGAGAGUCGACGCACUCUGGAAAAUCGAUUUCUUACGGGCAGAAGUCUGCGAAAUUUACGGCAUCAUGUUUCAAUGCAUCAUCCAGCAGAGGAACGGUUGGAUCCAUCCCUACACUCCCGACACCAAAGAUGUUUUCCCAGAUAUACGGCUACAGCUAAACGAGCAACUGAGAUGUCUCGAUGUAAGAAUGGAAGCACAAGUCGCCCUCGUGGUCGAGCUUCAGGAUUUCUUCCGCAAAAGGGCGGAACUGGAGCUGGACUACAGCAAAUCUCUCGACAAGAUGGCUAGGAGCAUACAGUUGAGGCAUAAGGAGCAGAAACAAAAGCGGGAACAAUGGCCCCUAUUCUCCAGCUACGCCUGCUGGCAGCAGCUCGUAAACGAGACCAAGUCCCUCAGCAGGGACCAUGCCGCCCUAUCUGAGGUCUACAGCACCCACCUCGUAGGCCGUCUCAAUCAGGUGAUGGAGGACGUGCAGCGAAUUUACAAGCGUUGUCGCGAGAUCGGCUAUGAGACGCACGAGGAGAUACUUCGAGUAUUGCACGAGCUACACACGACAAUGAAGACUUACCAAGCCUACCAGGCCGAGUCCAGACAGGCGGAGACGAAGCUCCGCGUCGCUGAGCAGCAACGCAACAAACUCGAGGUAGCGAACGCAGACAGUCGUGAGAAACUUGCACGCAGCAAGAAAUACAAGCUCAUCGAGAAGGAAGUUAACAAGAGGAAGAGCAAGUAUCAAGAGGCGAAACUAAAGGCGCUCAAAGCGAGAAACGAGUACAUCCUGUGCUUGGAGGCUUCAAACACGACGAUACACAAGUAUUUCGUCGAUGACCUAUCCGAUCUCAUUGACUGCAUGGAUUUUGGAUUCCACAAUUGCAUAGCAAGGGCACUGUUGAUGCACUGUAGCGCGGAAGAGGGUAGGCAGCGUUCCCUACAAUCUGGUGCCGAACAAUUAGCUGCGUUCGUCGGUGCACUCGACUCUCGAGCAGAUAAGCAGAGAUUUAUGGAAUCUCAUCAUGCGGCCUUCAUGAUUCCCAAAAAGUUUGAAUUCCAAGGACAGCGUGGAGAUGAGACGCCCGAACCCGAAUUGCAAAAGAUGCUGCACUCUGAAAUGGAGCAACGAUUGCAGCAGCUACAACAGAGGGUGACAUCGCUGCGAACUGAGUCAGAGGAAGUGUGGAAGACUUUGGAGACGGCGGAAGCGAGCCUGCUUGAAAUGUUGACCGCUAAAGAUUAUGAUUGCUCGAGAUAUUUCGGCGAGAACGCCGUAUCUACGUCCAGGCCGCCGGAGACGUUGCAAAUCAAGUUACGAGCUGACAGACAAGAGACUGAAGAAUUCUACCUCACAAAAUUUAGGGAGUAUCUUCUUGGGACAUCGAGAAUAGCCAGGUUAGACGCGAAACAGGAGUAUAUCCGACAAAGCUUGCUGGAUGGCUCAAAUGCUAGCCCGAACCCGUCGAUUUCCACGACAAAGCAGAAGCAAGCACGCCGCAAACGAAUCGGUCGUCUGCAGAUGAAUGGUCAACCAAAGUUAUUUGGCGGUUCGCUCGAGGAGUAUUUGGAGAGCACGAAUCAGGAGAUACCGCUGAUCAUGAAGAGCUGCAUCCGCGUAAUUAAUCUAUAUGGCUUGCACCAUCAGGGUAUCUUCCGUGUGUCGGGCUCGCAGGUAGAGAUCAACAAUUUCCGCGAGUGGUUCGAGCGUGGCGAGGAUCCACUUGCGGAUGUCACUGAUGCUUCAGACAUCAAUAGUGUCGCCGGGGUGUUAAAGCUCUAUCUGAGGGAGUUGCGCGAGCCACUCUUUACUAUCAUUUAUUUCGAGCAUCUGAUGGAAUUGGCGCAACUCGAAUCGAAACAGGACUUUGUAAACAAAAUGAAGGAGAUGAUAGCGAGUCUGCCACGGCCAGUUGUAAUCGUCAUGCGAUAUCUUUUUGCCUUUCUCAAUCACUUGUCGGAAUUCUCGGAUGAGAACAUGAUGGAUCCGUACAACUUGGCUAUCUGCUUUGGCCCAACCUUGGUGCCCGUUCCGGAAGACAAGGAUCAGGUCCAAUAUCAGAAUCAGGUCAACGAGCUUAUCAAGAACAUCAUCACAUUUUGCGAAGAAAUCUUCCCGGAGGACAUCGGGGGCACUCAGUAUGAAAAAUACAUCAGCAGAGAACCUGACGACGUGGAUGUAGGAGAUUCACCGACGGAUCAAGUACAGGAAGACAUGGACUCGGAAGUUUACCCAUCUGAAGAUGAAUCAGAGAAUCUCGAAGCUACGGCGCAGUUUGACUUCAAUGCAAGAUCAGAGAGAGAGCUGAGCUUCAAGAAGGGUGACACCUUGACACUAUAUACGCAGGUCAGCAAUGAUUGGUGGCGAGGCGCUCUAGCUGGCAGGGAGGGACUGAUUCCAGACAAAUAUAUUAUGCUCAAGAUAAAGGAUGAAGAGCGCGAGAAGGAACUUUUAAAAUCAUCCAGCGAGGAAUCUAUGCGUAGAAGAGCGUCCAGCUCAGCGGACAGCGUAUUGUCGAGCAAUAAUUCACCGCUGAUGGGCCCAUCGGCGAAUCCGAGCACUUGGUCGUCUGGUGCAGCGUCCGACAUGUCAUCAUCCGCCACGACGAACAUAAUAACGGACAAUAGUAACGCCAGCGGUAUUAUUGCGUCCGUGGUGACGAAUGUGCCCUGCAUCUCGUCAUCGGCGCAGCCGAUCAUCAGUCGAGAGGCUGACACCGUGAUUCCGUUGAGGCCAGUCAGAGCGUCUUCCCCUACGGAAAAUGAGAUGCAUUCGGAGCAGCAACAUAGGAACAACGCGGACGGCGUUCUCCAGAUCUCUCUGGAGAACAAUGUUGACAGCAUCGACGGUGGUAGCGCGAAUUGUGCUCAGCAGCAACGAGGCGGAAACAGCAACGAGGAAGUCACGAGCGAGGAUCUGGGUAGCAAUGUGCUGACGGCAAUGUUGUCGUUGGACGGUAUCGUGACGAAACGCGGCGCCGGUCGAAAACAGCAGUAUUGGAAGUCGCAGAGCGUCGGCGAGAGCGUAAUGGCGCAGCAGCAUCAGCAGCUGUUGCAGCUGUCGCACACAAACUCUCUGCCGACUUCGACAACGAUCGUCACAAUAGCGGCGAUGCCGACGACUACGACGACGGCGACGACGAUGACAACAACAAUGACGACGACGACGAUGACCAUCGUGACGCAGGACGACGAGUUGCACCAGGAGUCGCAGCAGCAGCAGCAGCAGCAGCAGCAGCAGACAACAACCAAUUUCUCGGUAAAUCGCGAGCUUUGGCAGCGUCGCGCCACCUCGCAGACGCAGUCAACCCCCAAAUCAUCGUCCUACUCCCGUACAUCUCAGGAAUUCCGCGAGAUGCGACAGAAACAUACACCUGAUCUGGUGAUGGAUCUGCCGUUGUCGGCGCAGGAUCCAGUCGGCAAAAAGUCUGCGUCGUCCAGCAGUCUGAGCAGUUCUGACGAGGAGACGACAAUGCCGUUGUCUCUGCUAGCGCCGCAGCAGAUGCCACUCACCCGAUCGGAGGCGGCCACGUCGCCGACCGGUGGUCCGGAGUCGCCGGACAUGAGUACCGCCGCUGAGCGCUUUGCCAAGCAAAAUCAGUGCACUCUGAAGAAAAACACGAAGACUGCGAAUUCGGAGAACGCCAUCGCCGCGACUGGCAAUAACAAGUUGAAGCGAAUCGAGACGGUGGAGCACGACGGAACGGGUGUCGACGCGGAGAACGACGAGAUCGUCCGGUCGACCAGCUCGAAUCAGAUCGUCGUUGACGGCGGCAGCGGCGUCGAUGGUGGUGGUGGUGGCGGCGGCGGCGGUAGCGGCGGCGGUAGCGGCGGCGGCGGCGGCGGCGGCGGCGGAGGAAUGCUACUUAGAUCACCUCUACCACCACGCUCCACUCCUAAGAUCGUUGCCAAAUUCGCCGACAUGCACCUGACCGGCGGCAGCCAGGUGGUUUCGUCGUUUAAGCCGCAGGUUAAGGUCAAGCCGACGAUCCUGCGCAAACCGGUGUUGCCGUUCCCGCAUCCGCACAUGAGCCCCGAGCUUGCGCGCAAGAUCGAGAAACAAGCGCAGAGCGCAGAACAGGCCAAUUGAGAUUGUCAUUGUAAUAGACCCGAGCGGAGCUCUUCGGGGGAGGGCUCUCGCUAACUUCUAUUCGCGAUCGACGCGCGCGUGGCCGGUUUGGCCUGCGUUUUGGACCGGAACGCAGGCCGGCGACGUGGCCGGCCUGUCUUCCGGUUCGCCUCUUUUGAGUCGGCGCCGAUGAAAGUGAUGACCAAGUCGAUCGGCGAUAUCGCGUACGUUUUAAGGAGAUGCAUCUAGUAAAUCAAUUAAUGAUAAUAUAGCAUCAAUGUUGCAAUUUCUUACUACAGGAAAUACAAUUAUGUUACGUACAACGUGUGUAAUGUGACGUUUACAUCGUUCACACGCGUUGAAUGGAAAAUUAUAAUACUGAUGCAAUGUUAUUGUUAGUGUUUACUGGGGCAAGUACAUCUCCCAGUCUGUAAGAUCCGCUUGAAUCGCGGUCGCUCUCGGACGAUGUUACUUGACAAUAACCGUUUUCCCUCUCGCACGCGUGAAUCAUCGGAGGAGACGCGAUAACGAAACGGAAAUCUGAGUCGUCGCUCCAUCGGGACGUCAAAAGCCGAUCGUUGACAAACCGUGUAUCGAAAUGAUUCCCGAAGUCUCACCGAUUUCCAGAGGCGUGUUGUAAAUUUAAAACGAUUAGUACGAAAACGCGACCACCCAUCGACCAGUUACUCCGCCCAGUCGCGAGAACUUGUAUCGUAUUAAUUAUUGUGCCCGAGAAGAAAGGAAUGUCGCCGCGGGAUAGCGACGCAGAAGCUGAAUUGAUGAUCGCGCGACUGCGCUGGAUCUGGCGCGUUGGAGCCAAGACCAUGGUGCUAUCCUCGCGGAGGCGAGUUUAUUUUUUCUACAGAUGUUUUCCAUUUUCGCUAAUUUUUUUACCAAGUGAUCCGCGCGAAGCGAUGUUUCUAGUCAUCGAGCGAAGAUAAGAAUAAGAGAAAAAAAAUAAAAUGAGAAAAAGAGCGAGAGAGAGAGAGAGAGAGAGAGAGAGAGAGAGAGAGAGAGAGAGAAAUGUGAGAGUGUGAGAGAAAAGGAGCAAGAAAGAUGUUUAGCAUCGAAGAACGUGAGUUUGUAAAGUUGGACGAUGGUAUAAUUUAUUUUUUAGCGCGUUGUGCCCGAUGUGUACGCCAAUGAUGAAUUUUCCUGCUAUUGUUGUCACUAUACACUUGACGAGCACUGUCGCGAGCCGCGGCUAGCGCGUUCAAUGGUUCCUUUAUGCGUGAACGAGUGUCAGUAUGAAAAGAGAGAAGAAAGAAAGAAAGAAAGAGAAGA